Molecule: messenger RNA, 8187 nt
Organism: Xenopus laevis (African clawed frog)
Lineage: Eukaryota; Metazoa; Chordata; Amphibia; Anura; Pipidae
Product: muscle M-line assembly protein unc-89-like
Exons: 2
Coding region: 103-7188 (2361 amino acids)
Source: RefSeq, a predicted model, not a curated record
AAGAGAUUUCCACAGUUUGAAGAAAGAACAUACAGCGAACGGUUCUGCUGUCAGAAUCUUUAAUAAAGAACAAGGCGUUGCGUUUAUUCGAACAAAUAUGAAAUGUUCUUCAUUACGGAUCCUGAAAGUGAGAGUGAAAAUAAAAGAAAUUUACGAGGGGCUUUUUCUGACACAGAAGAUUACUUGGAUCAUGGACUUGUGUCUUCUGCAAGAUGUGCAAGCAGAACAUCUUCCAUAGGUUCCUGGUCUGAGUGUUUAAAGCCGUCUUUUACUCAAAAAUUAACUUUUCGAUCUGUUUUAGAAGGUGAACCAGCAGUUUUUCGCUGCAAGUUAGUAGCCUGUCCUAUACCAAAUGUUUCUUGGUUUCACAACAACAAACCAAUUUAUAAAGAUUCUCGUCGAUUGAUUAAAACAGAUAGUGACAUGCACAUUCAUAAUUGUAGUUUGUUAAUUAAAAGUGUAGAGGAUAGGGAUUCUGGAAGUUAUCGCAUAUUCGCUAUCAAUAGUGAAGGUUCUGCAGAAUGUACUGCUUCCUUGCUUGUUGCACUGAGAGAAGAACAGAACCCCAAGUAUUUAGAUUUUGUUAGAUAUUCAGAGAAAACUCAUGAAAGCAUUGAUUCUCUUGUUCAGAAAAGAAGGGAAAGUCGAUUAAAGGUUGAUCUUAAAUGUGUUGGUUCUCCUUUUGAUAAACGACGGGAGACUAAAAUGCUCCAUGGCCGAUACCCUAAAAAGGGUUUAGUUAAGACAAUAAGUUUUGAAAAACUCAAUUCUCUUGAUUCUUGUGAGAGAAGACAUGCUAAGAGGCAGGAUUUAGGUGAUAAAGUUUUGGACAAGGAAAUACAAAGAAAAUUAAAUCUUCUUCGGGAAAUACGAAAAUCAAGGAGGGGAAGUAGGACACUUUCCCAGACAUCUUCUGAUGCAUAUUCUGAUGUUGACCUUGAAUCUUUUCUAAGUGAUGCUAGUUCUACAACAUUCCCCCUGGAGAAAGCAAGGUCUACUUUGACGGAAACUUCAAAUAUUGGCAUGCUAAGAUCUCCUGAAAUUGCAGACAUAAAAGAAAUCCAUAGCUCUUGUUUCCAUGAAGAAACUUUGGGAGACCAUUUUCUAAAUUCAUCAAUACCCCAAAAGAAGCCAAAUGAAAUUAAAAUACUUAUCUCAGAUAACACUGAUGUAGCUGGAAGAGGUGGUUUUCCUGAUUACAUGAAAAUGCCUAAAAAUGAGAAAAAAGAUGGCUUAUUGAACAUUCAAAGAAAAUCAGAGUUCAAUGCAGACUGGAUUGGAGGUAGAGUAUUAUCUCUCACUGAUGAAGAAUAUGAGAAACACCAAGAGAGAACACUUGAUCUUUCCCCAGAUAUUAAAGAACCUCUUAGAUCAAACAUACAGCUAAAGCUUACAGAAACCAGCUUAGACAGUUUAAGUGUGUGUGAAGGAAAUAAACAACAGAUUACAGUAACAGGCAGUGAAGCUCCUGUGAAUUUUCAUUUUGAAAUACAUACACAAGAAAUGGAAGAUCAAAAGACAAAUGAAUGUAUACGUUUGGACACUGAAUAUGAAUCAAAGGUCAGAACAAAUACUUCCAAAGCAGAACAACUUGAGGGAGAAAUAUCUGUUAAAGAAUUCAGUCCAUUAAACAAAUUCUUUAACUUAAAUACCCAACAAAAAAAUUAUCAUUUAGAAGGCAUCUCACCAUAUAUAAAGGAAGAAAACUUUUCUGUGGCUGAUAGGGAAGUAUACCGUGUUCCCCAUGAAGUGUGGAUGAAACAAGAUGACAAAACGGAGGAUGAGACCCAUUUUCAUAUUCUGAAAGAGCCAAAAGUUGCUGAAAUAGACACCUUUAACAAUAGACCAUUAAAAAACAUAAAGACCCACACAGAAAAAGAGGAUGCAAAGAUGCACAUUCAAAGAAAAGAUCCAAUUAGAUCUUGUUUCACAACAGACACUCCUGAUGUAAGUGUCUAUUUGUCAAAACAUCAUGAGAAAGUUGACGAAAUUAAUAAGCAUGAAAAAGCUUCAUCUAGUGAAAAAGAAGUGACAAAAAAGAUUUAUAGCAAGUUUCAAAUUCAGAAGGAAGAAAUCAAAUUUAAAGAGGUGGCAGUAGAAUCAGCAAAACUAAUUUCAUUUGAUGAACCUUCUGACUCUAGAAACUUUCAGAAACUAUGUGGAUCUGAUAUUAUGGUAACAUCUGAACCAAGAAUGAAAGAAGAAGAGAGUAUAAGUGAGUUUGACAAAGCCAUGUUUUUUGAUGAGGGUAAGCAAAAAGAAAUCAUAGAGAAGAGAAAUAAUGCUAUGCAAUUUUAUAUUCAAGAUCAAAUACAGCUUGAGGAAAAAGAUUCACCCUUUGGAGCUUCAUUCAAUACCCUAUAUGAUUCCCUAGAAAAAGAGGUGGAAAUAGAAUCGGCAAAAGUAAUUUCAUUUGAUGAACCUACUGACACAAUAAAGUUUCAGGAACUAUGUGGAUCUGAUUUAAUUGUAACAUCAAAACCAAGAAUAAAGGAAGUAGAGAGUAAAAGUGAGGUUGGUAAAGUCAUAUUUUUUGAUGAGGGUAUGCAAAAAGAUACCAUAGAGAAGGGAAAUAAUGCCCUGCAAUUUGAUAUUCAAGAUGAAAUACAACUUGAGGAAAAAGAUUCACUCUUUAGAGCCUCAUUCAAUACCAUAUAUGAUUCCUUAGAAAAAGAGGUGGAAAUAGAAUCUGCAGAAGUAAUUUCAUUUGAUGAACCUAAUGGCACAACAAACUUCCAGGAACUAUGUGGAUCUGAUUUAAUCGUAACAUCUGAACCAAGAAUAAAGGAAGAAGAGAGUAUAUGUGAGAUUGACAAAGUUAUGCUUUUUGAUAAUUGUAUGCAAAAAGAUAUUACAGAGAAGGGAAAUAAUGCCAUGCAAUCUGAUAUUCAAACAUUUGAAACAGGAAAAGAUUCAUCCAUUAGACCUUCAUUCGAUACCAUAUAUGAUUCAUUCGAAAAAGAGGUGGAAUUAGAAUUGCCAACAUUAAAGGAAACUGAAAUUUCAACUGUUACUAAUUUUACAAUGGAAACUGCAACCAAAACUGAUAACUAUAUAAGUAAAAAACCUUUUACAGCAUCAUCUAAACCCUGUGCACCUAUGUUUACAUCUGACCUUGACUCACAAGAAGCAAUUGAAGGUGAAAGAUGCUCCUUCAUUUGUAAUUUUCAAGGUUAUCCACAGCCAACUGUCUCCUGGUAUAAUAAUGACAUAUCAAUACCUCGAAAUAAAGAGUAUGUCAUUACAACAACAGAAACAAGCUCAAUGUUAAUAUUUACUUGUGUCCAUGCUCACCAUCAAGGAUCCAUAACAUGUGUAAUAUUUAAUCAGUAUGGAACAGACACAACAUUUUGUUAUCUAAAAGUCAAAACAAAAGAAAAUGAAAGCUGGGAUGAGGCUGAAACUUUAAUUAAAUGUGAGGUACUUAUAACUAAACAAUUAACAGAAGGUGACGAGGAAGAGCUUGUAUCCUUAAUGGAGACUAAUAAAGAAAAGCAGAGGUUUGAUCAUGAUAUAGAUAGGUUUAGCUUGCAAGUCCCACAGGCCAGCUAUGAUAUACCUUGUACAUUAGAAGAUCCAUCCACAUUUCCAGUUGAAAUUAAAAUAACAGCACCAACUCCUGUUCCGGAUUAUGAGGAAGAAUUAAAAGAAAGUUUUCAGAAAGUUGAAAGUUUUACAGAACCUGCAUCUAUAGAUAAUAUAGCUCAAAAGACGAAGCAUAAGUUUAAAUUUUCUUUUGAUGUUUCUAUAGAAGCACCAAAGUUAAUAAGAGGAGUUGAAAAGCAAACAAAAUGCAAAGAAGGGGAUUGUGCUUUUUUAGAAUGUGUCAUAUCAGGGGACCCAGACACUUUGAUCUCCUGGAAUUACAACAAUAGUGAACUGAAGAAAUCUGAUAAAUUCAACAUACAAGAAACAAAUGGAACAUACAAACUUUAUAUCAAGGAUGUCAGUAUAUUGGACAGUGGGCACUAUAAAUGUGUUGCAACAAAUAAAGCUGGAACAAUUGAAAGUGAGUCUGAACUAAUAGUUAAUGAUGCAGUAGAAUGUUAUAAAUUUCAACAAGUGGAAAUUACAGAAGAUAUGAAACCUGAUAAGAAAAUAAUGAAGACGGAAAUAACAGAAGAUGAUAAUGAAACUAACGAACUGGAAUCUUCUAUCUGUCAAAACACCAAUAUCGAUAUUGAGAAAGUGGAUAAUAACCAAGGCUUUCAACCUUUGAGCAAUGUAAUUCAAGAUGAUUUUAAAAAACCUAUGCCUGAUAUGGCACAAAUGAAAGCUGAAACAAACAUUAAUUUAUUUAAAGAGGCGCAGAGUUCAGAAAAAUCUAUGUCUAAAGUUCAACAUACUAGUGGAAUACCAGCAAAACUCAAAGAACAAGAAACAGAAAUCAAUAAUAUUAAAUACUGUCCAAAUAUGCAAGGUACUGAAUCCACUGAAACAAACAAGCAAUUACCAGCAAUACCAAAAAGAAGACACUCUUUCAUUAAAACACAAUCUACAACUGGUAAUGACAACAAACCAUUGGAAGAGAAAGGUAUAGAAACUGUUGCUGGUGAAAGAAUAGAGUUGCCAGUAGCACCGAGAAGGCGGCGAUCCGUGGUAAAAUCUAAAUCUGAAACACAGCCUGAGAUCAAAGCAAUGGCAGAGGGCUUUAUAAAGGUUACUGACAAAGGGCAAAAUCUGGAAAAUAAAAAUGAGGACACAAAAAAAGAACCACCCACAGUGCCAAAAAGGAGGCGAUCUAUAGUAAAAGCUAAAUCUGGCAUAGACACUGAAAUUGUACAAAAGAAAGAUGAAAUUGAUGGCUUAGUAAAAGGUUCUGGUAUUGGGGUGCAACCUGGUUAUGGAAGUGAACCACUGAGUACAAGGCAUCUAUCUGACUUUGAAGAUGCAGAUUCUAAGUUUAGAGCUUUAGAUAAAGAGAACAUAUCAAAAGAAAAAGGAAUACCAGUAACAGAGUAUGCAGAACAGAGUAUUUCCAAACUUCUUGAUCAAGGUGGAAAUGAUCUUUUAGAUGACAAGUUAAAGUUGAAUGAACUGGUUAAAAAGGAUGUCAAACAAGAAGGACAAGAUGGCAGAUCAAAAAGUGAUACUCAUACACAAGAGAUAGCCCUAAAUGUCUCUGAUAAUGAAAAUGCUUUGGGAUAUCUUGAACCACCUCCUGAGGGCAUUGACACAGAGCAAAGAGACCUUCUAACAGAAUACCUAGUAAGUGCAGGAGAACAUGAAGUUUUAUUACCGCAAGAGACCAAAAGCACUUCAGAGAAACAAAAAGGACAAAUAACUGAACUAGAAGUUGAAGAUGUGACUUUCAGUGCCUAUUAUGAUUUUUACAAGACUCAGUCAUUAAUUGACCGUUCAUUGUCUCCAGAAUCAGAAAUGUCAAUUGCUGCUUGCUCCUCUAGUGAUGAAGUUUUAGAUCAAGAUCACUUUUAUACACCUCUUCCUUCAGUUGAAAUAUUUCAGUCUCCUUUAAGUGGUUCAUUUGUUACUCCAGCCAGUUCUCCUGAACAAUAUUUUACACCAGUUGAACACACAUUCUAUCCUAAUGAUGGAGAUGGGCUGAAAAAUUCUGAAUUUGCAGUAACAAAAAGUAUAGAUAUAUCAUGCCUUCCUGGAUCCUCAAAAACUGAAGACAACAUAAGGUCUCAUAAUCCUGGAGGAGAAACAAAUGAAAUAGGAAUGCCUCCUGCAUUUAUUAAGCCACUUCCUAAAAGGUGUAUUUAUGAAAAUUAUACACUAAGCUUUGCUGUGGAAGUAGUUGGAGUUCCCUUACCAGACAUACAAUGGUACAGGAAUUCAUCAUUGCUUGACAACUCAGACAGAAUUAAAAUAUCAACGGAAGGUCAUUGCUACAUAUUUGAAAUUAACAAUGUUCAAUUAAGUGAAGGAGGAGAAUAUUCAUGCAUUGCCUCAAAUACACUAGGAGUGGCAAGAACUACUACCCUGGUUGAUAUUUUACCUCAUGAUGGCAGAUCAGUUGCAUUACCACCACCAGUGACACACCAGCAUGUUAUGGAAUUCGAUAUGGAACCACUUCAUACUUCACGAUCACCUUCCCCUCAAGAAAUUCUUUUAGAAGUUGAGCUAGAUGAAAGUGAAGUCAAAGAUUUUGAGAAGCAGGUGAAGAUCAUAACAAUACCUGAAUUUUCACCUGAUAAUAAGAGCAUGGUUAUUUCUCUUGAUGUUCUUCCUUUGGUAUAUGAUGAGCAACUGUCAUCCAUAUUCACAAGAGAUAAUGAAGAGGUUAAAAUUAAUUUUGAAGUCCCAGAGAAGCCACCAUACUUUGUACAACCACCGAGGGAUUUGCAUGUUGCAGAAAAGUCAGAUGCAGAAUUUAAAUGUUCAGUUAUGGGACUUCCAAAACCAUCUGUGACAUGGUUUAGAGAAUAUACAAAGAUUUCUCCAGAUACAACAAAGUAUCUUAUUAAGGAGGAUGGCAUUAAUCAGAGUCUUCUAAUCCACAGUGUUAGCAUGUCUGAUGUUGGGUUUUAUACAUGCAAUGCAGCAAAUCAUUUUGGAGAUGUAACAUGUAAAGCUAUGCUAAAUGUUACGAACUUGGAUUCAAUCACAGAAAAAGAGGAAGUGGCAGAAUUGGCAAACAUAUCAUUGGAAGGUGCAACAAGCAUACCUUGUAAUUAUGAUUUAGUUGUUGACAACACUGCUCAAGAUGCCAAUCAAACAGAAAUACAACUUGAAUUUGAAUUUGAGGGCAAUGGUAAUGAUGCUAACAAGGCUCUAGAACUUGUGGCCAUAACCAACAAUGAACGUGAUGAGGGUGGAAAGAAAUGUAUAGAUGUAAACUUUGAUGUUUUUGCUAAGCCUUCUUUGGAGAAAGACAUACAAUUCAAAUCUAAGGGCUCUGAUAGUUGCUGUUUCGAAUUUCAGAUUACAGAGUCACCCCCAAAGUUUGAAAAAGUGCUUUCUGGUUUAGAUAUUCAACCAGGAGCAACAGCGUGUUUUAAUUGUUUAGUUAAUGGAUCUCCAGUUCCAAAUGUUUCCUGGUAUAGGAAUAACAUAUUACUUCUUGGUGAUAGGUACAUUACUGAAGAAAAAAACCCAGGGUUUCACCAUCUUGAGAUCAGCAAUGUUAUCCUUAGUGAUGAGGGUCAGUACAAGUGUGUAGCAUCAAAUAAAGAGGGAACUGCAGAAACAAGUGCAUUUUUAAAAGUGAUACCAAUUUCAUAAAUAGUUUGCUUGAUUAUGCUAAACCCUUCUGAGUUGAUAAUACCUUCAAUGCCACUUUAAUUUUUCUUUAUGUCUAUGUAGUUUGUCUUUACUCAGUCUGUUCCUAGUCAAAUCAUGUUUUAUUUUACUUUAUGCUAUAAAAAUAAAAUGUAUAGCUUAAAUGCUAAAUGCUAAAAUUAUGACAUGUGUUAAAUAAUUCUAAAUCAAUAAUAGAAUAUACCUAUGUACUGUAUGAACCAUCUUGUUGAUGUUUAAUAAGAUAACAGUAUAUUAUUUAUACUUAAUCCAUAAACACACAUUUUGGGAGUCAUUUAUUAAAGUCCAAAUGCCAAAAACUCCAAAAAAUUUUGUUUUUUUUACUAUAGAAUCUGAAUUUUUAGUGGAAAACAAACUAAAUUUUUUUGGAAUUUAUUAAACCCAGAGGGUGUUGAAAGUCAGAAUAAAAGAGUACUCCAACUCAGACCUGCCGAGUUUAUAUAGAAGUCAAUGGGAGAAGUCCCAAAGAUAUCUUGAUCUGCGCAGGGUUUCAUGCAAUAAUCUGUAGAUUUUGGUUGGAGUAGCUUUGGGAAAAUAAUUAGAUAUUUUGGAUUUUGAUAAAUAAUCUAUAUUAAAUGUAAUAUUCAAGAAUCUGAAAAUUGUUUAAAACUAUAAUAUGAAAUGCUGAAGUAAAGCCUAACAAUGGAGGCACAAUAUGGAAAAGCAAACCUAAUUGUUCUUAAUCAACGCAUUCUAAAUGACAAGGCAUAGCUCCAUAAUAUUGCCAUGUGUAAGGUUUCCUUAUUGCUCCCUAAUUUAUUAAGAACUUUUAUGUUUCAUAGAUCAAACAAAUUUAAAAUCAACAGCUUGCGUUUGUAAUGUUUUCUACAUUUUACUUUAGAGAACUUCAAGGUUGAUUUUGUUUUUUUUAUGUAAGUGUAUCCCUUCAUAGAUUUCUUUUAGAUUAUUGGUAGAAAUGAAGGUUGCCUAUUAUUUACAAAAUAAAAUAAAAAGCAAAUACAA